AUGGGGAAAAAAAGGAAAUUGAAGCAGAAUAAUUUAAAUGUUCAAGUUGAUUUAGAUAAAAAGGAUGGCCAUGGAAUUAUUAUUUGUAAAUUUGAAUGUUUUAUUGAAUCUUUGCGAGAUUUUAUUGAAUACGCGUCACGUUUGGAAAUGGGGAAUUGUAUGGAUGAAAAAGAGAAAAAGAUACAUAGAGUAGCACUUCGGUUUGCUGAUAUAGUAAAAGACGAUCCUUUUCUAGCUGAAGUUUUAUCCGUAGUUCAACGUCCUUUGGAAAUGAGAUUGGUAAAAGAGUCGGAUAUACCUUUUUUGCCUGAAAUAAAAGACCCAGUGUUAUUGAAGCAGGUUUUCACUCAUAGGUCGUAUGCAUAUGCUACUCAGUCUUAUAAUGUUUCUGAAAGAGAAGUUUUGAAACUACAUAAUGAAAGAUUGGAGUUUUUAGGUGAUUCAUAUUUAAAUCAUGCAGUGACAAAAUUACUUUUUAAAGCAUUUCCUGAUGCACGUGAAGGAGAGCUCUCUGUUAUGCGUUCUCAGCUUGUGGGGAAUACUAAGGCGGAAAAAAUUAGUAGACUUUAUGGUUUUGAUAAAAGAUUGCUUUUAAGCGAAUCUGCCGAAAGUGAUAAUGUUAGAUCUUUAAAAAAAAUUGUAGCUGAUAUAUUUGAGAGCUAUAUUGGAGGUUUAGUGUUGGAUUCGUAUAAUGGAGAACAAAUCGCAUUUCAAUGGAUUUCGGAAUUGAUGGCACCGGAUAUUUAUUUGUUUCAGAAGAAACAGAAGAGUUCUAUAGAAUUGGAUAAAAUGGCAAAACAAACAUUGUAUAAUAGGAUUGGUAGAGAAUUUAAUACAGAUGGUCAGACGCGAAAAAAAAUUGAAUAUAUUUGGAUUGGUGGGGAAGGUGGGAAUAAAGAUGGAUAUGAGUAUAGUUGUAGAAUAGAUGGACAAGAAGUUGGUCGUGGAUGGGGGCCUAAUCAGAAGAUUGCUGGUAUCCGUAGCGCCAUGGAUGCAUUGUCAAAGCUUCCUUCUGAAGAUUAA
This is a messenger RNA of Pneumocystis jirovecii RU7, 1023 nucleotides long. Its product is annotated as ribonuclease III. Gene Ontology annotation, biological process: rRNA processing. The transcript has 3 exons. Gene Ontology annotation, molecular function: double-stranded RNA binding; ribonuclease III activity. Bases 1 to 1023 code for a protein of 340 amino acids. Lineage: Eukaryota; Fungi; Ascomycota; Pneumocystomycetes; Pneumocystales; Pneumocystaceae. The record is from RefSeq and is a predicted model, not a curated record.